AAAAGCGAUAUAUGUAUAAACAAAACGAGAUAUAUCGAAUCUGUAUAUAUCGAACCGCACGGCGCGAUUCACAUUCAGUACACUGUGUUUGUUUCUUUCUUCAGGGAUAAGUAAGCGUUUGUUAAAAAAAAAAAAAAAGAAAAUGAGUGGAGACAAAAAGCUUACACCGCCACCGGUUCAGUGGGCACAAAAAAAAAACCAACUCUUAAUCACAUUUGGUUUGGAAGACUGCAAAGACCCGACAUUAAAUAUUGAUGCGGAAAAAAUUUACUUCAAAGGUGUCGGUGGAACUGAUCAAAAAGAACAUGAGGUUACUAUUAAUUUAUACAAAGAAAUCGACCCGGAGAAGACAACUAAAAAUGCUAGAGGAAGAAAUAUUGAAAUUAUAUUAAUGAAAAAAGAAGAGGGCCCCUACUGGCCACGACUCACCAAGGAAAAUAGCAAAUUCCAUUGGUUGAAAAUUGACUUCAACAAGUGGAGAGACGAGGAUGACUCUGACGGCAGUGCCAGCGAUGAUGGUGUCCGAGGUGGAGGAGGAGGAGACUUAGAAAGUGUAAUGCGUAACAUGGGAUACCUGUCCGGCAAUGGAGACAUGAAACCAAAUUUGGAUGACUUACCGGACACGGUUGAUGACGAAGAGGUAGCUGAUGAUAGUGAUGCGGAGGAACUUCCUGAUCUUGAGUGAAAAUAUUUAAAAGACCAAAAAGUAAAAACGUUUUUAAAUAAAAAAUAAAAAUAACAAAAAAAAA
Microplitis mediator is the source of this 749-nucleotide messenger RNA. It is a transcript of the gene p23, whose product is annotated as prostaglandin E synthase 3. Lineage: Eukaryota; Metazoa; Arthropoda; Insecta; Hymenoptera; Braconidae. The transcript has 3 exons. The coding region runs from base 143 to 685 and encodes 180 amino acids. The record is from RefSeq and is a predicted model, not a curated record. Gene Ontology annotation, molecular function: Hsp90 protein binding; protein-folding chaperone binding. Gene Ontology annotation, biological process: protein folding; chaperone-mediated protein complex assembly. Gene Ontology annotation, cellular component: nucleus; cytosol.